Molecule: messenger RNA, 1383 nt
Organism: Ctenocephalides felis (cat flea)
Lineage: Eukaryota; Metazoa; Arthropoda; Insecta; Siphonaptera; Pulicidae
Exons: 13
Coding region: 1-1383 (460 amino acids)
Cellular component (GO): extracellular region
Molecular function (GO): chitin binding
Source: RefSeq, a predicted model, not a curated record
AUGGUCAUGAUUUGUACAAGGAGACAGAAACAGGAGUCACCAAAUGAUAAUGGUAACUUAUGUGGCUGUAAUAUUGAUAUGGUCAUGAUUUGUACAAGGAGACAGAAACAGGAGUCACCAAAUGAUAAUGGUAACUUAUGUGGGUGUAAUAUUGAUAUGGUCAUGAUUUGUACAAGGAGACAGAAACAGGAGUCACCAAAUGAUAAUGGUAACUUAUGUGGCUGUAAUAUUGAUAUGGUCAUGAUUUGUACAAGGAGACAGAAACAGGAGUCACCAAAUGAUAAUGGUAACUUAUGUGGGUGUAAUAUUGAUAUGGUCAUGAUUUGUACAAGGAGACAGAAACAGGAGUCACCAAAUGAUAAUGGUAACUUAUGUGGGUGUAAUAUUGAUAUGGUCAUGAUUUGUACAAGGAGACAGAAACAGGAGUCACCAAAUGAUAAUGGGUGUAAUAUUGAUAUGGUCAUGAUUUGUACAAGGAGACAGAAACAGGAGUCACCAAAUGAUAAUGAGGAUGCAGAUUCAUAUGGUCAAGGUUUGUACAAGGAAACAGAGCAGAAACAGGAGCCACCAAAUGAUAAUGAAAACUUUUGUAGAAUAGUAGGGGAGGCUGGUACUAUUGUGCUACUUUUUUUAGUUAGCAAUUCAAUUAGAGUGCUCUGCCAAGAACAAGAAGACCCCUGCCAAUCCAAAACCCGGGUGUCACCUGACAGAACGCAUUGUGAUCGCUACUGGGAAUGUCAGAAUGGCAGGGCCGAAUUAUAUGACUGCCCCAACGGGUUGGUCUUCGCUGGUAAGCACAGGGGAGUGACCGAAGGCUGCGACUACCCCUGGAGGAACGAAGACUAUUGUCACGGAAAGCAACUUGCCAACGGCCCAAUAGCUACAGAACACUGCGAUUGGCUUUACGGCAUUUUCGGACAUGAAACCUCAUGCACCCGUUAUUGGACAUGUUGGAACGGAACCGCCACAGAACAACUUUGCAUCGGCGGACUUUUGUACAACGAAAGGGCACACUCCUGCGAUUGGCCCGAGAACGUGGAUGGUUGCCAAAAACAUCCUUUGUGUAACGAAGAUGCCAACGGCAACGUACCUUUAGGAAAAUCCUGCAACCGUUACUGGCAAUGCCAAGGCGGUUACCCGCGUCUGCAACGCUGCCCAGCGAUGUUGGUGUUCGACAGGCGAAGCUUGAGAUGCGUCGCUCCUCCCACUGAAGACUGCGAUGUUCCACCAAUUGCUCAGACUGGACCUGGAGGAAUCGACAAUGCUGAUGAUGAUCAGAAUCAAAAUCUGAACCAGCGUGGUGGCGAUCAAUUCCCAAAUCUGCCAGCAGGAGCGCUGCCGGUUCCGAGCAGGAACAACAACCAGAACAGAGCGAGGAAUUAA